AUGCUUGGACUCCGGGAGUCCAAGAUGCGAGCAAUGGCUCUGGUCGCAGUCUUGCUGAGCAGCUUAUUCCCUGCUGUGCUUGGGUUGAGAGUUGCAUCAGGCUCACCAUGUGAAUCUCGCUGUAAUAAAUGGGGCUCGUCCGAUAAUACGACAUCGAGCGAAAUCUCAUGUGUGGACGGGGCAUUCAACACCACAUCCAAGGGGAAGGAUUUCCAGGACUGUAUUACAUGCGGAUUGGAAAGUACCUAUGAGGAUUCAACGUCCGGGGCAACCGAUGUAAACUGGGCUCUUUGUAUGUUGAUCUACGGUGAAGCUGCGCAAGCUAGCGAGAUAGUUAAUCUGCGAUACGCCCUUUCGAGCUGCAUCUUUGAGUACCCCGAUCAUGUCUCCAAUGUUUCUACGCCUUGUCCGGUUGCCUGUGGAACUGUCCAACCCGCCAUACAACUUGACAUCGAGGAUCCUACCGUGGACAACAUCGGCACAUGGUGCGAUUCCUCAUCCUUCGCAGACAAUGUUAUCAACACCUGCGAGUUCUGUUACAACCUCACAAGUAACCAAAUCUACCUGGCAAACUUUAUGGAAUCCAUCCGGUACAACUGCCACUUUCCUACAACCACCGGCGAUGAGUUCGCCGUCUCCCCCUCAAGAAUCUUCACCGAAUCCCUCCUCCCCUCCAGCAUGUCCCUUUCCACACCAAGCUCAGGAGGCUCCCACGUAAACCUAGGCUUGGUAAUUGCCGUCCCAGUCCUAGCCUUCAUAAUCAUCUGUCUUGGUAUCGGAACAUGCUGCUUCUUCUACAUCCGCUACCGCAGAAGAAAGAGUCGCCAAAGCCGCUUCCAAAGCCAAGCGGAGUAUCCCAACGUUCCACCUGAGGGGUUCGGCGACCAAACAAUGUACUCUGAUUACCAGGCCUUUGCCCAGAGCCAUGCCGCUGGGUAUGGUCAGCAGGCGUUCAAUGAGCAGUAUGGCCAAGCACAUGAGAUGUAUGGAAUCAAUACUGGUAAACAGGGGUUCCAGGCGCAGAAUUCUGAGAUGACUGUGCCAGAACCUCAUGCCGGUGCUGAUCACUAUGGCAUUCAUGCCAUUGGGACAGACCAGAAGCACCCUAUGUAA
Messenger RNA from Penicillium angulare, 1113 nucleotides. RefSeq lists its product as uncharacterized. Lineage: Eukaryota; Fungi; Ascomycota; Eurotiomycetes; Eurotiales; Aspergillaceae. The record is from RefSeq and is a predicted model, not a curated record. The transcript has 3 exons. The coding region runs from base 1 to 1113 and encodes 370 amino acids.